Durusdinium trenchii is the source of this 1527-nucleotide messenger RNA. The record is from the annotation of a GenBank genome assembly. Lineage: Eukaryota; Dinophyceae; Suessiales; Symbiodiniaceae.
AUCAUGGCAAGCACGCACAACAAAAGUUCCGUGGUGGAUUUCUUGGUUCCUUCCUCUAGAGCAUGGCCCGCCUAGCUGCUUUUCUCGGGUUUCGAGCCAAAGCCUCACACUCUGCGCUGCCCAGCCCACACAUACCCUGACUGGUGCUUUUGUGCAAGCUAAAGCAUUUGGCCUGCUCGGAUGGCCUCACGCUCCGCCCAGAAUGGGUCCGCGGAGAACGGUGACGAGGCGUCCGUGUUGAGCCGAUCGCAGUGGCAGCUCUUGAAGGGCGCUGCUGGGAUCUACUUUUUCUUCAUUUGGUACGGACGGUUGCAAGAGCAGAUCUUCAAAUACAAAUCGCCAUCGGGCCUGAAGUUCAACUCGGUGUGGUUUUUGCAGUUCUUGGAUGCCUUGGUCAACGUUGCCGUGGGUGCCUUGGGCCGUUGCCUUGAAGGGCACACUGCGCUGCCGCAGGUAUUCCUACUAUUCUCUGGUGUCGGACAGGUGCUGGGGAAGUACUGCAUGAGCGCCUCACUGGCUGUGGGCCUAUCUUUUCCUGUGGCGACUAUGGCGAAAUCGGCGAAGAUGGUGCCGGUGAUGAUUGGCUCACUGGUCUUGGGCUCCGCCCGCUUCAGCUCGGCGGAGCUGGGGCAAGCGGCAGCCAUCGUGUCGGGGACAGGACUUGUGUCCUUUGCUGAAGGCAGACACAAGAAGACGGGUGCCAGCACGAAGAUGGGGAUCUUCUUCAUCCUGAGCUCACUCUUCUUUGAUGGUGUGGUCAGUGGCUUGCAGGGACGCCUCAAGGCUCGGUGCAAGACGGAAAAGAAAAAGGCUCGACUGGAGGACGCGGAGUCGAACGGAACCACCUGUUGGAGUCGACCGUCCCACCAGGUUCAUCAUUACGAUCUCAUGUUUUGGACGAAUCUGUACAUGGCUGGGGCAUCCCUGCUCUUUGCCUUGGCGCGCUCGGAGAUGAGGGAGGGGUCGAGGUUCUGUCUGCAAAAUCCGCGGCUGGCGGGAAAGAUCUUGAAGUUUGCCACCUGUGGGGCAUUGGGACAGGCCUGUGUCUUUUACACCAUCGCUCACUUCGACAGUGUGGUGUGCUCGGCCAUCACGACCACUCGGAAGCUCCUCUCGGUCCUCAUCUCGGUCGCCGAAGGUGACGGCCUUCCCUUCUGGGGCUGGGUCGGUGUGGCGAUCUCAUCGGUUGGCAUUGCAGGUCAAGUUGCUGUGGUGGACAAGAAACAGUCCAGUGCUCGAGAGUGAGCGUAACAGCCGCCGCAGGCCCCGACCAAAGCGUCGCGCCGUUCCAAAGGUGAACGCGGAGCCCAGGCCUCGACCCUCCGCGAGCUGCACUUGCUGCAUUCCACGGCAUGUUCCGCCCCCGGGAGUUCACGAGCGGAGUUCACGAGCCGCAUGAGCUCCGACUUCGUGUGCGUCGAAGGCGAGUCGUCGAGGUCGUUUUUGUUCGAGAAAGAAGUCGCUGCUGUAGGUCCGUGCAUGAGAGAUGUCCGCAGGUGUUUCAGCACAAUGCGACGAAAGACCGGG